Molecule: messenger RNA, 1453 nt
Organism: Fragaria vesca subsp. vesca
Lineage: Eukaryota; Viridiplantae; Streptophyta; Magnoliopsida; Rosales; Rosaceae
Exons: 5
Coding region: 39-860 (273 amino acids)
Source: RefSeq, a predicted model, not a curated record
GGCUACACAGAGACUGAAACUUCAGCUCCGGUGACAAAAUGAACUCUGCUCACCUCUUACACCUCUCUCCCCAAUUCCAUGCCCUAAAUCCCAACCACUCUUCUUCUUCUUCUUCGAUCAAUCUCCUCCGACUCUGCAAAUUCAACUCCGUUUCCCUCGCCUCCCUUCCCAAGCCCUCCCGCUUAAUCACGCUUUGCGCCUCCAGUUCCGACAAGCUGUCGUCGGAAUCGGCGCCGCCGGAGUCCAUUAGGGAAGGGUUUCUUCAUUUUCAGAACGACCCUUCGCAGUGGAAUGUCGAAGUCGGAAGCCCUAAGGUUCCGGGUCCGUCCGUGGCCAAGUUGAGCUUGGGCGACCAGGCUUUCUUUCUCAUGGCCUUCAUUGCCUGCACGACUUCGGUGGCAUUUACGAGCCUUGUAAUUGCAGCUGUUCCGGCGAUAUGUGCAAUGGGGAGAGCUGCAACAUCUCUUUCAAAGCUGGCAGAUACAGCUCGUCAAGAACUACCUAGUACUAUGGCUGCCAUUAGGCUCUCAGGCAUGGAAAUAAGUGAUCUCACACUGGAACUCAAUGACCUAAGCCAAGAGAUAGCUGAUGGGGUUAGCAAAUCCACUCAAGCUGUUCAAGCAGCAGAAGCUGGGAUUCGACAGAUUGGCUCACUUGCUCGGCAGCAGACUAUGUCAAUGAUUCAAGAGAGGGCAAACCUGCCGGUUAUCUCUUUGCAACCUGCCGUUAUUGGAGCAGCAAAAAAGACUUCUCAAGCUGUUGGCCAAGUGACUAAGAAGUUCAUGAAUAUAAUCUCUCAAAGGGACUCAGAGAAUGAGGAUGACAUUGGAAUUGAAUCAAUUGAUAGGGUGGAAAUUUGAGUCUGCUGUAUUUACCAGCAGCAACUCUAUUUUCUGGAACUCUGCUCAUACUUGUAUCUACUGCAGUAUUUCAACUUGAGGUGGACAUGAACAAUUUGCAGAACGUAUGAAAAUCGAUUGCUACUAAAAAGCUGGUACACUUUGUACAGCUUGUAGAGCAUGGGGGCGUACUGUAAUUAUUGUUACAUGGAAAGGUAAGCAGUCAGGUUGUGUUGGUUCCAUAGAAGUGUCCCUAUUACCCGGUUGCAGUGGCGGUCCGCUUGUCUGUAUGAAAGCUGUCAAAGUUGUAACAAGUUUCCUAAGCUCCUGUGGCCAUGGUGGUUCGUUUUAAUGUAAGAUCCUGUGUUACCCUUCUGAACCAAGGUUGCUGCUACAAUGUUGAUGGGACUGAUUUGGAUAAACUUGACGCCCUUAUACAAUUACGCAUUCAAAAUGAAAUUACAAGGGCCUAAAUGCGUUAGGAAUUGUCUUAGAUUUGCAGAACUUUGAUCAUCACCAAUAUUCUUUCUUCUUUCUUUCCUGAAGUUAAUCAAAUUAGGUUAUUACGAUGUUACAUUUCAUCGAGAAGCUUCAAAUUGCAUAGACAUAGACAG